AUGACCGACACAAUAGCGACACAACUUAUCAUCUACGAUUUCGACUGGUCACUUGCGGACCAGGACACCGAUCGCUGGGUGUUGGAAGUUCUCGCGCCAGAUCUUCGUCGCAAGAUGAAGAGCCUAAAGGAUGAGGUCCAGUGGACCGAUCUUGUAGCUCAAUCGCUGCGUGAACUCCAUGCGCGCGGAACCACACCAGAUCAGAUCAAGGAUGCUCUCAGGAUAAUGCCAUUCCACCCUGCAAUGGUUCGUGGCGUCAAGGCAGUGAAAGCCGCUGCGAAACCGGAAACUACGUUCCUCUGCCUAUCGAACUCUAACUCCGUCUACAUCGACACAAUCUUGAAGGACAAAGGUCUUGAGGAUCUUUUCGUAGAGAUCAUCACGAACCCGGCGACGUGGGAGGAUUCCGGUUUACUGAAUCUUCGUCGACGUGUCGAUCCAUCUGGUCCUCAGCACUCGUGCAAGAUUGGAUGUCAGCCUAAUAUGUGUAAGGGGGAGGAGCUCGAAGCCUUCCUCAAGCGCCACGGAAAGGAUUUCGAUCGUAUCAUCUAUGUCGGGGAUGGCUCAAACGACUUCUGCCCUAUCCUACGACUACGCAAACAGGAUCUUGUUCUCUGCAGGGCGUAUAGAGGUCUGGAGAAGCGCAUUCUCAAAGAGGGAAAGCAGGAGGGGUUACAGUGCCAGAUCAAAUACUGGGCAGGGGCUUGGGAAGUGGAGGAGAUAUACAAGGACCUACUCACGUUCACGAGCGCGGGAAAAUCGGAUAGUCGCCGAACGCAACUUCGUCUCUACCGUCAUCUCCGUGUCAAGCCGCCUAUAUACGAGACUGAUUGGACUCCUCAUAGCGGAAAGCAUCUCUUUGUGUGGGACAAACUCGUAAUGACACUGAACCCGGCUGCAUGGUCAUCUAUCUUCUGGUCGAGCCCGACGAACGUGAAGAAGACUUUGAAUGGGCCAGGCGUUCUACAGAAGGAGGGCACGCAAAGAGAGCCCACAGCUAUCCCUUCGACGUCUUUGAACGAUGUUCUACCACCAGAAAUCCUCAUGGUCAUUCUUUGCUUUGUAUGCUCCCCACCUGGAAGCCUCGCCACCUCCCCUGCACCUACCCGUCCGGCCUGUAUGAUAGUUUCCCAAGUCAGCUCGCUAUGGCGUAGCCUUGCAUAUGCACUCCCUGAGCUAUGGGCUUCCAAUCUUCCCCAACAACACCCAGAGCUGACCAAACAUGCUCUUAAAUACGCGCAAGAUCAACCUGUCUCUUUCCACGCGUUCCCUCGCUACACGGAGACCGCGGCACACCCGAGGCAGAGUGCAUACCUGUCUCUCGCAGAGCUCCCUCGCGCACAGCAUGUUGUCGUUGGACAUCCAGGCAUGUCCGACCCUUCCAGCUGCGCUUUCGCGAUCAAACGCUUCGAGGAGAAGCCAGCGCCCCUUCUUCGCACACUCACUCUCGUAUACGGCGUCUUGGGUCAAAAGGCACUUCAGGGACAGACACCUACCUUGUUAUACGAAGUCAUUCUAUACGACUCCUGGGCAUCCCCAUUUGCACCUCUGUUCCGCGCGAGCCUCACGGAACUCGCGCUGGUCAGAUCGAACAUCGGCCUCGAAGAGCCAGAACCUGAACUUGUCGGGAUCAAACCACCUCUGAUCGCACUACUUGGUCUACUCCCAUCGCUGCAACGUCUGGUUCUGGAGGACGGUGUUCAAAGAGAAACACGCGUGAAGCCCACCUCGACCGCGCACGGUGACUUGUUUCCCGUAGCGCUAUCGAACAAUCUUCAAUACGUGCGCAUGGAAGAUGGGCCUCGGCAGAUCAGAGCGUUCUUGAGCUGGCUCUCGAUACCACUUUCUACCACACUCGACAUCCGAGCGAUAGAGACCAACGGCCCUCAUAACGUUGUUGGCCAGGGCUACUCCUUCAACCCGGUCGAUGCACUCGACGCGCUUUCCAAGUACCAUCUGAAAGGUCGCGUCAGCGGCAUCGCGUCGUAUACGCACCUACGCAUCGCAUCUGCGGGUCCUCAAUAUGCGACCGCUCAGAGCGCUGCUGUCUCCCUGGUGCUCUCGAAGCCCAUAGACGACGCCGGACUGGCUGACCUCCUCGCCUUCAGUGCUAUCUACGCUGGACCGGAUGGAAUGACAAGCCCCACCACGGGUCUGAGCAUGUUACUUCAGACCCUGCAGGGCAUGCCGUCCUCGCGUGUGCGAAGUAUUGAGCUUACACACCCUACGCUUCAAGCAUUGUCCAUCUGGCCGUCGUGGCAAGCCUUUUCUCAAGUGAUACCCGCCCUGAAUCGCAUUGUCAUUCGUGGCUCGCGAACAUUCGAGCAAGUCGCACUGGAGGAAUUCCUCGACUCGGUUCACGACUUUACCCAUCUGCGCGAACUACGCUUUGAGCGCCUGGAUUUGCUGUGUUUCGGACAGGCCGCCAGAAGUGCCGUAGCACGGUGUCCUGCGUUGAAAAGUUUCAGCGCAGCGGAGUGUAUAGUUGAGAGCGAUUGGGAGGCGAAGAUUCGCCAGGUCUUGGGAGACCGUUUCGAAUGCCAAGGGCUACUGCAGGCAGACUCCUUGACUGGGGAAGACGACGCCGAAGCCAACGCUCAUGCCAUGGAGGACGGGGAGAUCUUCGCGCUACCCCGAGAGUUCACAGACAUCCUGUAG
Molecule: messenger RNA, 2658 nt
Organism: Peniophora sp. CBMAI 1063
Lineage: Eukaryota; Fungi; Basidiomycota; Agaricomycetes; Russulales; Peniophoraceae
Source: the annotation of a GenBank genome assembly